UCACCUAGGCCUUGUGUCUAAACUCCGAUCAACUCGACCAGCCCACUCACAAGCCGGAAAUGCCUCCAAAGCCCAAGCACCGCGACGUGGCCGGCUUCCUGAGCCGGGUGCGCAACUUCUUCCUGGGCCGCACCCACAAGACGGCCCUGCGUUUCGCGGACACUGUCUCCCCGAGGACCCAACCGCCCCCGGACAUCCCCAAAGGUCCUGCGCAGAGCCUGUUCUCCAACUACUACUACACCAGGGACCCUCGGCGGCUGGUCAAGCCGUCCGUCGACUUAGUCCAGGAGCACAAGCAGAUGCUGGCUGCCAAGUUGAAGGCCGAGGAAGCUGCCAAGGCCGCCCAGGCCAAGUCCGGAGAUGCCCCCAAGGACGGAGGCCCAGCCCCGCCUGCCAAGUCCUCGGAUACCGAUGCGGAGGACUGCGAUCAGACGGAGGAUUCCCGCGCCAAGAAACUUCCCACGCCCGGCAAGGUGCAUUCCUGGGAGGGGCCGCGUUAAUCGAGUUAAUAGUUCCUGUAUUGACAAUGCGCUGAAAAGAAUUGAGUGUUCUGCUAAUUGCCUGUUCCUUUGCAAGUGCACUGUGCUAUUUACGAUGUUAAGCAGGACAAUUAAGAGGAUUCGCAGUGGAGCAAUGCAGCAGGUCGUAAAAAUGUAAAUCUAAUUAGACGUCAAGGGUGAAAAUCAUUUAUGGCACCUGCAUGAAAAUUUAAUUAAGCACACACAAUUAUCGAAGGCACAAGCUGGGGAGGCGGCGAAGGCGAGGAGCAAAGGGUUCGCUACAGGCCACAACAAUAAAUUUGCAGGCUUAAUAACCUUUAAUGCUAUCAAAA
Drosophila subpulchrella is the source of this 832-nucleotide messenger RNA. It is a transcript of the gene ND-B14.5AL, whose product is annotated as NADH dehydrogenase [ubiquinone] 1 alpha subcomplex subunit 7. Gene Ontology annotation, biological process: mitochondrial electron transport, NADH to ubiquinone; ATP synthesis coupled electron transport. The coding region runs from base 60 to 500 and encodes 146 amino acids. The record is from RefSeq and is a predicted model, not a curated record. Lineage: Eukaryota; Metazoa; Arthropoda; Insecta; Diptera; Drosophilidae. The transcript has a single exon. Gene Ontology annotation, cellular component: mitochondrial inner membrane.